This is a messenger RNA of Piliocolobus tephrosceles (Ugandan red Colobus), 1068 nucleotides long. It is a transcript of the gene GSC2, whose product is annotated as goosecoid homeobox 2. The transcript has 3 exons. The coding region runs from base 4 to 621 and encodes 205 amino acids. Gene Ontology annotation, molecular function: RNA polymerase II cis-regulatory region sequence-specific DNA binding; DNA-binding transcription factor activity, RNA polymerase II-specific. The record is from RefSeq and is a predicted model, not a curated record. Gene Ontology annotation, biological process: regulation of transcription by RNA polymerase II. Lineage: Eukaryota; Metazoa; Chordata; Mammalia; Primates; Cercopithecidae. Gene Ontology annotation, cellular component: nucleus.
GGCAUGGCGGCAGCGGCGGGGGGCGCGGCGAGCCGCCGGGGCCCCGGGCGGCCCUGCCCCUUCUCCAUCGAGCACAUCCUCUCCAGCCUGCCUGAGCGGAGCCUCCCGGCCCGGGCCGCCUGCCCACCGCAGCCCGCCGGUGGCCAGAGCCCCACCGAGUCAGAGGAGCCCGGGGCGCCGGAGGCUGCGCCCUGCGCCUGCUGUUGCUGCUGCAGCCCACGCGCGGCGCCCUGCGGGCCCCCGGAGGCGGUAGCCGGGCUGGGCGCUCGUCUGGCGUGGCCGCUGAGGCUGGGAACCGCGGUGCCCUUGUCCCUGGGUGCGCCAGCUGGAGGGUCCGGGGCGCUCCCGGGCCCGGUCGGCCCGGGUUCGCAGCGGCGCACGCGGCGCCACCGCACCAUCUUCAGCGAGGAGCAGCUGCAGGCGCUCGAGGCGCUCUUCGUGCAGAACCAGUAUCCUGACGUGAGCACGCGCGAGCGCCUGGCCGGCCGCAUCUGCCUUCGCGAGGAGCGCGUGGAGGUCUGGUUCAAGAACCGCCGUGCCAAAUGGCGACACCAGAAGCGCGCGUCGGCUUCCGCGAGGCUCCUGCCCGGCGUCAAGAAGUCCUCCAAGGGGAGCUGCUGACGACUCUAGGAGCUGCCCCUGGGCUCGGCCACCUUUUUGGGAUCUUUGGAGUUGGCGCUGAGAGAAGACAGAUCUACCCGAAAAGGAACUGGGAGCGUACACCUGUCUGCUCCGCCCGUCUCCACAGCCCUUGCCUCCUGCAGAUCGUAACCUAAAGACAGCUGUACCCUAAACACUCCUCGCUGGGAAGAAAGGACCCUAGCCUAGGGUCCCCGGUGCAUGGUGUUCCACGGUAGUGGGAGUGGGGAGUCCCUCGGGGGUGGGCUGGGGCAUAGAGCAGCUUCCUCACUGCCUCAUCACCCCAGGAGACACUAACUCCACCCCAGGAGGGGAACCACUCGGUAUCAACACUGGACCCAGAAUCCUCCGCAGUGGAGCCUCUCUCCGCACCCUGGGACAUGCUGACCUCUUCUCAAUGUGGAUUUUGACCCAACUUGACCUGGCCCG